UGUGUGUGUGUGUGCAUGCAAUUAAGCCAGCCUGUGUGUGUACGCCAGUACUUGACGCUGCGCUCUGUACUUUCCGAUUCUCUUUCUCUCUCUCUCUCUAUCUCUUUCUCUCUCUUUCUCUCUCUCUCUCCCUGCAGCUGAGGUGGGCGUGUGGAGCCUCUGACCCUCUCUCGCCCACACUCUCUUUAGCUGUCUCUCCCUCUCGCUGCAGCUACAGGGGGCUAUGGAUGGACUGCGUUUACCUCCACUCAUCGAGGAGGCUUUGGACUCUACAGGCAUCCUUUUCUAAUAUCGCUGUCAUCUUUCCAUCAGAUGACCCGUGCGAUCUGAAAGCAGAGUGCAGCCCCACCAUGGACAACGAGAUAACAGCGAAGGAGAGAGGCAUCCUGGAGGAGAACAAUGAGAAGGAGGAGAUGGACCAGGAAAGAGCUCAGGAAGAAGAGGGGGAAGAGAAGAAGCUGAAGGAGGAGGAAGGCGAAGGGAAGGAGAAGAGGAGGAAGGAGCAGGAGCCGCUGACAGAGGAGCAGGAGCUGGAGGAGCUCAGGGCCCAGGUGCUGCAACUGCUGCUGGAGCUGGAUGAUGCCAGAGAGACCUCCAACAAACACCAGGAGAGCUUCCAUGAGCUGCAAGGGCUGUUGGAGGAUGAGCGUCUGGCCAGUGCCCAUCAGGCUGAAGCCUUCACACGCCAGAUUCAGAAUCUACAAGCACAGCUGCGUUCUGUGCAGGAGGAGAUGGACAGCCUGGAGGAGGAGAAGGAGAGCGAGCUGGCCGAGGCCCAGGAGGAGCUGCGUGUGGCUCAAGAGGAGGUGCUCCUGCUCCAACAGGCAGCAGAGGAGGCGGCUGCAGAGAGGGAGAAUGAUAUCGCCUCUCUGCAGGAGGAGCUGUGUCGCCGGCGGGCUGAGCUGCAGCGUCUCAGUGAGGAGACCCAGGAGUAUGAGCUGGAGAUCACCACGCUGAGAGCCGAGAUCAGCAUGAAGAGCCAGCGCAGGGAGGCGGAGAGGAGAGAGGGUGACGUGGACCUGCUGAAGGAGGAGUGCCGUAUGCUGAAAGAGGAGUGUCAGACCCUGAAAGAAGACAACAGACGCCUCACUGAGAGGCUGCAGCUGCUGCAGAGACAGAGGACAUGCUCCAGCGUCUACCUGUCACUGAAAGAGGAAGACGUAGGGGAGGGCACAGAGGGGAAGGAGAUGGAGACAGGCCCAGAUGAGGUCAUGACAGAGAGCUACAUGACCAUGGCCCAGUCUGAGAACUGUCACCUGGUGGACGCCUCCAUCCAGAAGAAUAUUUCAUUUGAUGGGAAGCCAAUGACACCUACCGGCUGGAACGGAGGCAUCGGGGAGAUCUUCUCCCUGAGGGACCAGCUCAAACAGGCAGAGGAGAAGGCCUCAAAGGUUCAGAGAGAGUGUGACGGUCUGAAGAUGGAGCUGCAGGAGCUGCAGGUACUGUAUGACAGCAGUCAGAGGGAGCGAGCAGAGCUGGAGGAGGAGCUGCAGCGCUGCAAGGCAGAGCUGGAGAAGCUGUCAGGGGGGGCUCAGAGAUUCAUCCAUCCGUCUGAGCACCCUGUUCUCUCCAUCCCCUUCAUAGGAAUGAUUGUAAUAGUGGCUGUGGUCUGGUGCUGGUUGUCGGAGCUGGCGUCCCAGAGGGCAAGGGGAGUGAGGUAGGUUGGAACUCCAUUUUGACUAUCACUGCAGCCACAGCAGUGCUACUAAUGAUGUCUAGCUUGUUGAGAGCUCUCGUCCGAUGUUGACUGGAUGGGCAACAACUGCACAGGGACAGACGUCCGCUUCAGACCAGCCCUCGUUCUCUCCUGCCAUGUCUAUAGACUGAACUGGAGUUACCUAGGUGUGAUAGAGCUGCGUAGCUGAAUAUGUAUUGAAAAUUUGGUCUGUAAUGAGAAGGUACUACAUCGAUGCACAGACCGAGAACGAUGCGCUCAGUCUCAUUUAAGAUUGAAGACGGCUGUGAGGCUGAGUUGACCUGCAGAGAGCCCACACGAGGAUGUGAUCUCACUCCACUAAAUGUAUGCUAGUGCUGUGUCAUUCCUCCUCUGUGUCUGUGAAUAUUAUUCUCCUUUAGCUAACAGUGUGAUAAAAUGUUUUGAUUAUUAAUGUGCACCAACUGGUUUUCAAUUUGUUUUAACCAUUAUUUAUUUAUUUGUUUGUUUAAAUAUUGUUCAUAGUUGUCUCGGAAAAUAAUGACAAACAUGAAGUCGGCACAUUUAAUGCACUGAAAUCCCUGAAAUGUACACCCUUUAAAAUAUUAUACCAGAAAAAGCAGUUUGCAUUUUUUGUCCAUGAGUUGACUAUUAAUUACUUCAUUUAAUUACUGCUUCCCCCUAAAUACUACAUUCAGUAAAUGCUACCUACCGCAAACACAAUUUAGGAAUAUUAAAUUGAAUUUCCAUUAUAAACAUCAAUGACAUAUGUUAUUACAAAGAGAACAUGUAUAACAGGCCAACUAAGCACAUGUUAAUAUAUAUAUGUGUAUAUAUAUAUAUGGUUUAACCUGAUGUCACCUCUUAAGGCUGAAACCAGCUCUUCUUCACAGUGUUUUUCCGUUAUGGGCUUUUCUCCAGGCUCUGUCACUUCUGCCUCCCAAUCAUCUUGUGUCCAACUCUGAAACUCCCACCUCCCACUUUAAUUAUCAGUUAAGCAAGAUGGCAGAAAGUCAGCGCAGUAUUUCUGAUUCAUCAUGCCUGCUCACUGUUCACUUUGAAAAACAGCUGCACUGUCACAUGUACAGAAAAUGCAGUACAUCCCGGCAACUUUGGGAGCACAUUCACGGAUGAUCGAGCUAUAUUAUCAUGUUUUCUGACAUCUCAACUCAGUUAAGAUUUUGAUGUGAAAUAAACUUUUGUUCCUAUUAAUUAUUAUUAAGGCUUGGUUUUUCCAAGUUUAUUGUUCCAGUCAAACCUGGAUUGAACCACUGAUGCGACUGACGUGAAAGAUCAGGGUUUAUUUAGAUGUGAGGGCAUUUUAGAAAUUGAUAUGGUUCCAAAAUAUGUACAUAGGCAGGUGUCAGGAAAAUGUAGUUUGUUUAAGCAUCAGUUACGAUAAAUAUAUGUAUAUGUGGAAGGACUCCGAUUAUUGUUUACAUCAGUGAAAUGUUUUUUUGUGAACAUAUUUUAGAACUGAAAAGCAUGCUAGAAAACAUAUAGAAGCACAAUAUAUAAUUUAUGUUGAUUCGGUUACUUUGUAUUUCAUGUAAAUACAUGUGACAUACAGUACUAUGGGAGAGAUAUUUCUUAAAUCCAUUUGUACUAGCUUUGUAGAAAGUUUAUUCUAUUUUGAAAGAGCAUCGUAUAUUUGAUAGCCAAAUUAUAUUCUGUGUAAAUGUUUAUUUAUGGUGACGUUAUUCAGAACAACCACUAGCACUGCUAAUCAUAUUCUGUACCUCUUUGUUCAGUGGUGGUGUAGUCAUUGCAUGCAUUUAAAUUGCAUUUGACCUCAGUUGCCUGUAAGAGCAAUAUGACUCCUGGUUUUUUCCAGUCUGCUAAAUUUCAGAAAUGUACUCAAAUCUUUUCUGAGACAUUUGUCAUUAAACAGAUCCUUCAUAAGCAAUGCCUGACCAACGUUUUUUAUGAACGUACACUAAUGUGCCACUGCACUGCAAAUGUUGUCACUGCUUUAAAAAAAAAAAGAUCAUCCGUUUGCAAUAGAAAUGAAGUUCCCAUUGACAGCAAUGGUACAUAAUGAAUGUUGUCUUAUUCAGAACAUUAUUUUUCAUCAUUUCUGAGCUUAUCUCAUUAACUUUGUCAUAGUUUCACAAGCUUCUAUAUUGCUCAGUGUUUCUCAGCUUGUUUCUUGACAUAUUGAUAGCACUGUUGUUUUCAAUAUAGCCGUGGCUAUUUUGUUACAUGGAAGUCUAUUUUGUACUGUAAAUGACUUGAGAAAAUAAAUAUAUCCACCCCA
Messenger RNA from Dicentrarchus labrax (European seabass), 3911 nucleotides. Its product is annotated as coiled-coil domain-containing protein 136. The coding region runs from base 228 to 1661 and encodes 477 amino acids. Lineage: Eukaryota; Metazoa; Chordata; Actinopteri; Moronidae. The record is from RefSeq and is a predicted model, not a curated record. Gene Ontology annotation, cellular component: acrosomal membrane. The transcript has 9 exons. Gene Ontology annotation, biological process: acrosome assembly; single fertilization.